Messenger RNA from Amphibalanus amphitrite, 2291 nucleotides. RefSeq names its product peroxisomal biogenesis factor 3-like. Gene Ontology annotation, molecular function: protein-macromolecule adaptor activity. The transcript is spliced from 3 exons. The record is from RefSeq and is a predicted model, not a curated record. Lineage: Eukaryota; Metazoa; Arthropoda; Thecostraca; Balanomorpha; Balanidae. Bases 858 to 1937 code for a protein of 359 amino acids. Gene Ontology annotation, cellular component: peroxisomal membrane. Gene Ontology annotation, biological process: protein import into peroxisome membrane.
GCGCGUUUCAACAAUACUCUGCUUCUUUAUUAUUUUCCACCGGUAGCGUGCACCCCGCCCCGGUCCGCCCCGACUGCAAACGGUCUGCCCCGGAAUUGCCGAACUCUGCCCCGAUUUCUCAAAAGCUGCCCCGAUAUCUGCCCCCGCCCCACUGUGUCUGCCCCGACGAGAUCUCGUCGAACCCUGCCACGUUUUGCAGACUGGUGUGUGGGUUAUGUUAUCUUCAAUAGACUGACUACUCUGUUCAUGCAUCAGCUAUGUUUUGGGAAAUGGAUCGCUCAACAGAGACCCGAACCCAUAGUGAACCUAUAGUGAGGGGCCAAGCCUUGUUUGUUUCAUAUGAUGGUCAAUACUGAAGACUAUGUAUGACAUGCUUGAUUCAAGGCAUUCAAAUUGAAAAAAGAACAAAUUUACUGGGUCCAUUCUUUAGAAUGUUUGUGCCAACAUUUUAGCACCUUUAAGUGAUAACAGGCAAAGUUUCUGUCCUUGUCUUGAGCUAAGAUCUUAACUUCACAUCUAUCAGGCAGUUACUUGUCUGACCUGCACCUGAUGGCACCCAAAGAAGCAACUGAUCAAAAUGUUGUGAAGGUGCUGGUUCACGGCCUGACGGAGCGCUGCUGGGACUCGUGCAUGGUGGACCGGCCGAGCACGCGCCUCGACUACCGCACUCAGUCGUGCCUCACCAACUGCGUCGAGCGCUUCCUGGACACCUCCAACUUUAUCAUUAAUCGGAUGGAGAAGUCCGCCGGUCUGAGUUCGGCCUCGCUCCCGGCGCCCCCCUCCGACCUCAUCAUCUAAAGGGCCGGUCAGCUCCGUAGUAGGUAGUCCCUCCCCGUAGGCUGCUCUCGUUGGUCGCCAUGCUGUCCCGUCUGCGCGGAUUUGCGCGCCGUCACCGGUACAAGCUGCUGGCGGUGGGCGCGCUGGGCGGCGCCGCCUACUUGCUCCAGUGGUACGCCACGCGCCGGCUCCGCGACUGGGGCGAACGGGAGACGCACCGCAUGCUGGAGAAGGUGAAAAAGCAGGCUCACUUUGAGAGCACGCGCGCCACGUGUACGAGCAGCCUGGGCCAGCUGGCGCCGCGGCUGCUGAGUCAGUUGACGCGCGUGCUCGACUCGGACAGUCUGCUGGAGGCGCUGCGGGCCGGCGCGCCCGACAAACUGCAGGUGUGGCAGCAGCUGAAGCGGCUGGCGCUGCAGCGCGUGGUGACGGCCGUCUACGGCGCCGCCUACCUGGUCGUGCUGCUCGAGGUUCACGUGCACGCGCUGGGCGGCUGCCUGUACGUGGACAGCGUGCGCCGGCUACUGGCGGAGCCCGGCGCGGACGCCGAGGCGGCGGCGCUCGACGAGUCGGCCCAGGAGCGCUACCUGGCCGGCGUGGAGCACCUGCUGACGGCCGGCCUGGAGCGGCUGUCGGCCGACCUGGCGCCGCUGCUGGCGCCGCUGGCCGACCGGCUGGCGCUCACCGACAAGCUCGGCCUGGACGGCGUGGAGGCGCUGCUCGGCUGGGCCCGCUCGGCCGUCCGGCAGCGUCCGGAGAUCCGGCUGUCGCGGUACGCCUACCCGGAGUCGGGGGCGGCCCACAGCGGCGCCGCGGAGCCGGCCGGCGGCCGGGUCGCCCAGCUGGCGGCCGAGACGCGCGACCUGGUCGAUAACCCGGAGACGGAGGAGCUGGUGGCCGAGUGUGUCCAGGCCGGACUGGCGCACGUGCUCGACCAGAUGGUGGGCGCGUUCUCGGGCCAGGGGGGCGGCAGCGAGGGCUUCGUGCCGCCGAGCGCGGCCACCCUGCCCGUGGCCAAGCUGGUGCCGGCGCUGACCAACCUGCCGCACACGUUGCUGCGCUCCGGGCCCGACUCGCUCGUAUGGAUGCUCUCCAACCACAGCAAAGUGCAGGUGCUGGCGGCCAAUGUGUACGAGAGCUUCAGCGAGGUGACGAGCUAAAUAUCCGGCCGGGUGGCCUCAGCCGCCGGAGACAGCUGCGCGCCGGGAGGGACGGACGGACACGCAAUGUACAAGGACUUAUUGGUGUGGGUGGGGUGGUGCGAAGCUGCAGUGAUCGGCAUUGUCGAAUACUUGGCUUUUUUUAGAUAUGAUGAAUACCAUAAUCUUGGCUAUUUCGGCUUAUAUGCAGAGAUGGUAUUGCUGACGAGAACCGAUUGUUGACAUUGUAAUUUUGUUUUGAGCACUAGAAAGUGCCCAAUUCAAUGGUGAUUAGGAAUCGAGCCCAUGUACCUAUGUGAUACGCACCACACAUGCUAUCAGCCAAUAUAUAUUUUAUUCGUUAUAACCAACGAG